Molecule: messenger RNA, 1999 nt
Organism: Pyrus x bretschneideri (Chinese white pear)
Lineage: Eukaryota; Viridiplantae; Streptophyta; Magnoliopsida; Rosales; Rosaceae
Product: laccase-7-like
Exons: 6
Coding region: 101-1801 (566 amino acids)
Biological process (GO): lignin catabolic process
Cellular component (GO): apoplast
Molecular function (GO): copper ion binding; hydroquinone:oxygen oxidoreductase activity
Source: RefSeq, a predicted model, not a curated record
UCUGAUAUAUCACAAGAAAAAUACAAUAUUCCAUAACAAUAGACGAUUCUCAAACUUCUCAUUUCCCCUUUGAGCUAGCUCUUUUUAAUUUGUUCCCCAUAUGGCACGCUUAGCCUUUGUGCUAGCUUGUGCUCUAGCCCUAUUGGCUUCCUCAGUAGCCUCUGGUGCAAUUGUUGAGCAUUCUUUUAAUGUGAACAACCUAACUGUUAGCCGACUGUGCCGAAAUCAAUCGAUUACUGUAGUAAAUGAGAGUUAUCCAGGACCAACCAUAUAUGCACGAGAUGGAGACACACUUAUCGUCCACGUUUUAAACCAGUCUCCCUAUAACAUUAGUAUUCACUGGCAUGGAAUCUUUCAACUUCUGAGUCCAUGGGCGGAUGGGCCUACAUAUGUAACUCAAUGCCCUAUACGCCCCGGACAAAGUUAUACUUACAAAUUUAAUAUCACUGGACAAGAAGGCACCCUUUGGUGGCAUGCCCACAUUUCGUGGCUUCGUGCAACUGUCCACGGAGCGCUCAUAAUCCACCCGAAAGCCGGUCGAUCCUUCCCCUUCCCCAAGCCCGCCAAAGAAGUUCCCAUCUUGUUAGGAGAGUGGUACAAUGGCAAUGUGGUCGACAUUGAGGAAGAAGGCCUAUCUAAAGGAAUUGCUCCUAACAUUUCAAAUGCUUACACCAUCAAUGGACUUCCCGGUGAUCUUUAUGACUGCUCUCAAAAUCAAUCAUAUCAGUUAAGUGUGGUGAGAGGAAAGACCUACCUGCUACGCUUAAUUAACGCUGGACUCAAUACCCAGCUCUUCUUCAAGAUAGCCAAUCACAAGAUGACAGUUGUCGCCAUCGACGCUACCUACACCACUCCUUAUGUCACCGAUGUGGUGGUUACCGGACCCGGUCAGACCACAGACGUUCUUGUCAAAUUCAAUCAACCUAUUGGAUCUUAUUACAUGGCCGCCACUCCAUACGCUAGCGCUAGUGACACCAUCGACUUUGAUAACUCAACCACCAGAGGCAUCAUUAUCUACAAGGGCUCCAAUUCAUCAACCCCCAUUAUGCCCCCAAUGCCCAACCCUCACGACACGCCAUUGGCCCAUAAGUUCCUCACCAAUCUUACCAGCCUCGCCGGUGGGCCCCAAUGGGUCCCAGUCCCACUCAAGGUGGACGAGCACAUGUUCGUGACAAUCGGCGUCAACUUGGAGAUGUGUCCAGAAAAUGCCACAUGUCAAGGUCUAUUCAAUAACCGACUAUCCGCAAGCAUGAACAACGAGUCAUUUGUGCUCCCAAGUAAUACAUCCAUGUUGGAAGCACAGUUUCACAAUGUGAGCGGGGUUUACACCAGAGACUUUCCUGACGAGCCUCCAGUCAAAUUUGACUACACGGACACAAACAUCAGCCUCGACCUAUCACUGAUAUACGCGCCAAAAUCGACCAAGGUCAAGACGCUGAAAUUCAAUUCAACAGUGGAGGUGGUGCUUCAGAACACAGCGUUUUUGGCCAUCGAGAACCACCCGAUGCAUCUCCACGGCUUCAAUUUCCACGUGUUGGCACAAGGGUUUGGAAAUUACGACCCAAUUAAUGACCCCAAAAAGUUUAACUUCGUUAAUCCACAAAUACGUAACACAAUUGGUGUGCCGGUCGGAGGAUGGGCUGUGAUUAGGUUUCAAGCAAAUAAUCCUGGUAUAUGGUACAUGCACUGUCAUUUGGACGUGCAUCUGCCAUGGGGGCUGGGAAUGGCCUUUGAGGUUGAAAAUGGACCGACGCUAGAGUCUACUUUGCCUCCACCACCACUUGAUUUGCCCAAAUGUUAGAAGUUGUUCGGAAGAGACCUCAAAAUAUUCUUUCAAUUGUAUUCUUUAAAUUAUAAUAUCGUGGUCAAUUUCUUUCGUUCGGUUACAAAUAAAUAAUUUUGUAGUAAAAGUAGUAACAAAUGUAUUGUAUAAGUAGGUCAUCAUUGUUUACUAAAGCCACAACAUAUUAUUUAAUUACUAAUAUUGUUUUUUUACUCA